AUGUUAGGGACUGUGAAGAUGGAAGGGCAUGAGAGCAGCGACUGGAACAGCUACUACGCGGACACGCAGGAGGCCUACUCCUCUGUCCCGGUCAGCAACAUGAACUCCGGCCUGGGCUCCAUGAACUCCAUGAACACUUACAUGACCAUGAACACCAUGACCACGAGCGGCAACAUGACCCCGGCGUCCUUCAACAUGUCCUACGCCAACCCGGGCCUCGGGGCCGGCCUGAGUCCCGGUGCUGUGGCCGGUAUGCCCGGGGGCUCUGCGGGAGCCAUGAACAGCAUGACGGCAGGCGUCACGGCCAUGGGCGCAGCGCUGAGCCCGGGAGGCAUGGGCUCCAUGGGCGCGCAGCCCGCCGCCUCUAUGAACGGCCUGGGCCCCUACGCGGCGGCCGCCAUGAACCCGUGCAUGAGCCCCAUGGCGUACGCGCCGUCCAACCUGGGCCGCAGCCGCGCGGGGGGCGGCGGCGGCGACGCCAAGACGUUCAAGCGCAGCUACCCGCACGCCAAGCCGCCCUACUCGUACAUCUCGCUCAUCACCAUGGCCAUCCAGCAGGCGCCCAGCAAGAUGCUCACGCUGAGCGAGAUCUACCAGUGGAUCAUGGACCUCUUCCCCUACUACCGUCAAAACCAGCAGCGCUGGCAGAACUCCAUCCGCCACUCGCUGUCUUUCAACGACUGUUUCGUCAAGGUGGCCCGGUCCCCGGACAAGCCGGGCAAGGGCUCCUACUGGACGCUGCACCCGGACUCCGGCAACAUGUUCGAGAACGGCUGCUACCUGCGCCGUCAGAAGCGCUUCAAGUGUGAGAAGCAGCCCGGGGCCGGAGGCGGGAACGGGGGCGGCGGCUCCAAGGGUGGCCCCGAAAGCCGCAAGGACCCUUCCGGCGGCGCAGGGAACCCCGCCGAGUCGCCCCUUCACCGGGGUGUGCACGGGAAGGCUAGCCAGCUAGAGGGCGCGCCGGCCCCCGGGCCCGCCGCCAGCCCCCAGACUCUGGACCACAGCGGGGCCACGGCGACAGGGGGCGCUUCGGAGUUGAAGUCUCCAGCCUCUUCCUCGGCGCCCCCCAUAAGCUCCGGGCCGGGGGCGCUGGCAUCGGUACCCCCCUCUCACCCGGCGCACGGCCUGGCACCCCACGAAUCGCAGCUGCACCUGAAAGGGGACCCCCACUACUCUUUUAACCACCCGUUCUCCAUCAACAACCUCAUGUCCUCCUCCGAGCAACAGCAUAAGCUGGACUUCAAGGCCUACGAGCAGGCACUGCAGUACUCUACCUACGGCGCCGCCUUGCCCGCCAGCCUGCCCCUGGGCAGCGCCUCGGUGGCCACGAGGAGCCCCAUCGAGCCCUCAGCCCUGGAGCCGGCCUACUACCAAGGUGUGUAUUCCAGACCCGUGCUAAAUACUUCCUAGCUCCCAGGACUUGGGGGUUUGUCUGCAUG
Molecule: messenger RNA, 1439 nt
Organism: Peromyscus eremicus (cactus mouse)
Lineage: Eukaryota; Metazoa; Chordata; Mammalia; Rodentia; Cricetidae
Gene: Foxa1
Product: forkhead box A1
Exons: 2
Coding region: 1-1410 (469 amino acids)
Biological process (GO): regulation of transcription by RNA polymerase II; cell differentiation; anatomical structure morphogenesis
Molecular function (GO): transcription factor binding; DNA-binding transcription factor activity, RNA polymerase II-specific; RNA polymerase II cis-regulatory region sequence-specific DNA binding
Source: RefSeq, a predicted model, not a curated record